CUGCCACAUCUAAAGGUUUCUGUCCUGUGGACUCUGUUUCCCUUCAAACACCCCUCUUCCUGCCUCUUCUCUCUAGUCUCCUUUCUGGUGUCUAAAUGGUUUGUCUGAGGAGGAUGUCCGCAGCAUUAUGGCCAGAUCUGUUUGUACAAAGUCUGCAUUUGAGCUAUGGGGCCACGGAAAAACACAAAGUGAACUCCGAAAAUCCCUCUUGAGCUACCCACAAGAGAACAUGGUUCGUGAUGCUAUGUCUUAGAGCUUGAUUCCACCAGGCAUGACUGCAUCGCGGUCCCGCGGCAGCUGAUUGCAGCCAUUCUGGACAAUGCUUGUGAUUCCACCAGAAGCAACGCAGCAUGUUUCUGAAGCUGCUCUCCGCUCUGCUCCGCUGCAAAUAUGUAGCUAGUCUAUGUUUGACAGAAGGUGCGUCCGCCUGCAUGGAGCAGCUUGAGCUGGGCAGGAGGUCAAACACAGGAACGGCAUCAAGCCCCUGGUCAAUUUUCAAAAUAAAGCAACCUGUGCAGACUCCCAGUCGUACAUCACAUCAAAACGGACAAAAAGCAAGUCAUUUAACUAUGUAGCCUACUUAUCCAUAGUAAGCUAUAGUAGAAAAACAAAAUGGUGGAAACACAAAAAAAAUCAAGGAAAAUCUGAGCAAGUCAACAAAAUCUGGCAAAACACACUUCUGAAACUCUCCCGUCGGGGUAUGAUGCUGUACUGAGGACGGAACAAAACCGCAUUGCAGCCAGAACGCGAUGUAGCUGUUGGACAUGUUGAGUACUGUAAUUUUAGGAAAACCUUCCAUCUAAAACAUACCGUGUCUAAGCUGAUAUGUUUAAAUUUGCGCUUGUGCUCUUCCUCCAUACUCCCCUACAGUCACCGUUCAUGCACAAAGACUCAACUUACAGAAUUAAUGUCUACACUUUCAACAAGACUCUGGAGUUUGCAGACAGAAUCAAAAGGAUUGAUGCUAUGGAGUAUCUUCCAUUUGAAGGCACGGUGAGCCUGAAGAGCCCUCAGCACAUCUUCUGCUUGUUGGAGGAUUAUGGCACGGACCCCAACAACAUCCCUGAGCAUCCAAACUACAUCUAUUUUGGCAGAUGGCUGAUGGGCAGCGUGAACUGAUUCGCUCCCACAGUGUGAAGAACAGACACUUCAUAGGAAACACCACUAUGGAUGCUGGGCUCUCAUUCAUUAUGGCAAACCACGCUAAGGUCAAAGAGAAUGACCUUGUCUUUGACCCGUUUGUUGGCACAGGGAGCCUGUUGGUAGCAUGUUCUCAGUUUGGAGCCUAUGUCUGUGGAACAGAUAUUGAUUACAACACGAUUCAUGGCAAAGGCAGGUCGAGCCGUAAAAACCAGAAGUGGCGAGGACCUGACGAGAAUAUCAGAGCCAACCUGCGGCAGUAUGGAACAGAGAGGAUGUAUGUAGAUGUCAUGGUGUGUGAUGCAUCCAAGCCAGUGUGGAGGAAGGCUGCACUUUUUGACGCCAUCAUUACUGAUCCUCCUUAUGGUAUCCGUGAGUCCACUAGGAGAACAGGCUCCCACAAAGACAUUACUAAAUCCCCUGAUUGCAUCUACGUAGAGUCUCACGUCCCUGUUUCACAGGCCUACCACCUGAGUGACAUCUUCACAGAUCUGUUAAACUUCUCUGCCCACCACCUGGUCAUGGGCGGGAGGCUGGUCUAUUGGCUGCCUAUCUACAGACCAGAGUACAGUGAGAGGAUGGUACCGCUUCAUCCAUGUCUGCGGCUCAUCAGCAACUGUGAGCAGACGCUCUCCAGCCACACCUCACGACGCCUGAUCACCAUGCUGAAGAUCAAGGAGCCUGAGGAGCUAGACAGCCUGGCUCAUCUGGCAGACCCAUGCGUCAGCCCCUACCAGGGACACAACUCCUUCAGAGAGAAGUAUUUCAGCGGUCAAAACAAGAGGUGUGGCAAGGAGGACAACAAGUCAGACGGCGCUGGAAAGUGAACGACUCGAAUGCUCGAUCGAAAGAUCGGAGGAAAUGUGUCUUUAUAGAAAAGAGAAAGCGACCGACAUGAGAAUCUUUGACUCCAUGGUCAGUCUGUUCAAAGAGGGAAACAAACUGAUAACUUAUUUGUUAUAGUUAUAACUUUUAAAAUCUUUCUCACAAUUUUAAUUAUGAUUUUUAUGCCUGUACUUAUUGCUUUGCAAAUAAAUGGAUCAA
Messenger RNA from Chelmon rostratus (copperband butterflyfish), 2184 nucleotides. It is a transcript of the gene trmt11, whose product is annotated as tRNA methyltransferase 11 homolog. Gene Ontology annotation, molecular function: nucleic acid binding. Gene Ontology annotation, biological process: methylation. Lineage: Eukaryota; Metazoa; Chordata; Actinopteri; Chaetodontiformes; Chaetodontidae. Gene Ontology annotation, cellular component: cytoplasm. The transcript has 10 exons. The coding region runs from base 1095 to 1967 and encodes 290 amino acids. The record is from RefSeq and is a predicted model, not a curated record.